GAUCGAUAGAUUAAAGAAGAAAAAUAUGAUGGAGAGGUUGCUAAUUAAGUUGUUAUUGAUGGUUUCAAUAGUUUUGGUUCAAGCAUACGGAUUCAAAGGUUUUUCAGAGAAAGAGAGGAUUGGUCUAUUAGAAUUGAAGUCUUUCAUAAAAUCAGUUAGCAAUUAUGAAACAGAAAAAAUCCUUGUUUCAUGGGUUGAUGAUAAAACGUCUAAUUAUUGUGAAUGGGAGCGAGUUCAAUGCAACACCACUACUAGACAUGUCAUCAAACUGUCCCUCAAUUUCACUAGGCAGUUUUAUUCAAUUCGUAGACUUCCAACUCUAAAUUUGUCUUUGUUCCAUCCUUUUGAAGAGCUGAGAAGUCUGGAUUUAUCUGGGAAUGACUUUGGAGGUUGGCAUGAGAAUAAAGCAAAUGAUGGAUUUAGGAGUUUGAAACAACUCGAGAUCUUAGAUUUUCAUUGGAAUUACUUCAACGUCACCCUUUUAUCAUAUUUGACUACCCUAACUACACUCAUCACUUUGAAUCUUAAGGGUAAUAGUUUGGGAGAAGGUCUCAAAUCAGUGAAACAAGGUUUUGCAAGCAUGAAAAACUUGCAAGCAUUGGAUUUAAGUGAUAAUCAAAUAAAUGGACAUCUAUCAAAUCUAGGGUUAGGAAAUUUGACAAACUUGAAAAGAUUGGAUCUAAGUGUUAAUGAAAUCAAUACUUCUCUGGCCAAUUUAGGUUUAGCAAAUAUGACAAAGUUGAAAAUAUUGGAUCUAAGUGACAAUCAAAUCAACACUUCUCUAGCAAGUUUAGGGUUAGUAAAUUUGACAAAAUUGAAAAUAUUGGAUUUAAGUGGUAAUCAAAUUGUCAAUGCUAAAGGUUUAAAGUAUUUAAAAAACUUGGAACAAUUGUAUAUGGAAUCCAAUGAGAUGAGCGGUGAUGCUCUUACUUUAGGUCCAGCAAAUUUGACAAAUUUGAAAGUAUUGGAUUUACGCUAUAAUCAUGUUAACAACUCUUUGGAAAGCUUAGGAAUAUGUGAAUUGAAGAACUUGGCUGAAUUGCAUCUUGGUUUCAACAUUUUCGAUGGUCACCACUCGAAAUGCCUACACAACUUGAGUAACCUUAAGGUUCUUGAUCUUUCAGGCAAUCAGCUAAGUGGGAAUUUCUUGUCAUUUGUUGCUCAUGAUCUCACAUCCCUUGAAUAUUUAUCACUUUCCCAUAACAAUUUAGAAGGUUUCUCGACUUAUGAUUUGUUUCAACCUGCAAGUGAAAAUCGGCUUCCAACAUAUCAAUUGAAGGGCAUCAUAUUACAGAAUUGCAGCUUAGAUGUUAUGCCUCGUUUUCUUUCAUACCAUUACAAUUUAAGAUACAUUGACCUCUCUAAUAACAAAUUAGUUGGAAAUUUUCCCGUCUGGUUGUUAGAAAAUUGCACCAAAUUACAAGAUCUAAGUUUAAGGAAUAACUCAUUCUCAGGAACUUUUCAUGUGCCCAAGUCUAAAUGCAAUCUACGUCUUCUAAAUAUUGCUAGCAACAAUUUUACAGAUCAGUUGCCUGAGAAUAUAGGUAUAAUUUUGCCUAGCUUGUCGUAUAUAGACAUGUCAAAGAAUUUAUUACAAGGUAAAAUUCCUUCUUCAAUGGGUGAAAUGAAAAGACUUAGUACUUUGGACUUGUCUAGUAAUAAUUUUUCAGGAGAGUUACCUGAUAAUUUUGUUAAUGGUUGCUUCUCAUUAAGAAUAUUAAGACUAUCAAAUAACAAAUUUCAAGGGCAGAUUUUUCCUAGGCGGAUGAACCUAACUCGAUUGGAGUGGUUAUACUUGGAUAACAACACCUUUAGUGGGAAGAUUGGAAAUGGGCUAUUGAAUGCAACUUCUUUAUUUUUCUUAGAUAUCAGCAACAAUAAAGUAGCUGGUCAAAUUCCACAAUGGAUUGACAAAAUUCCAAGUCUUAUUUAUCUUUUAAUGUCAAAUAACCUUUUAGAAGGCACUCUUCCCAUUGAGCUAAGCAAUCUUGAAGCACUUUCAAUGCUAGAUGUCUCUGAAAAUAGGUUGUCGGGAUCCAUACCAUGUGAUUUUAAUCUUUCGGUGAACCAUCUUUACAUGCAAAAAAAUUCUCUUAGUGGAUCAAUCCCAAAUUCAUUGUUUGAAAACUCUAAAUUAGUUACACUUGAUUUGAGAGACAACAAGUUUUCUGGAAAUAUUGAUCCCCGUUGGUUUAAUCAUCACUCAACUCUUCAUUUUCUGCUCUUGUCAGACAAUCACCUACAAGGUAGUAUUCCUAAUCAAUUGUGUCAACUAAUGAACCUGGGUCUCUUAGAUCUUUCAUAUAACAAACUCAAUGGGUCAAUACCUUCAUGUUUUACUAAUUUAACAUGCUGGAAAAUGGUAGGAGAUAUUGAUUGUACGCCUUUCAUUUCGACGUAUUCUUGGGAAAUCACUAAUGAUGAACUAGAAUUCUCCUCUGAUUCAGCAAUUUCAUCAUUCUAUAUGGAGGAAGGCUUUUAUGAAUCAUUAGAUACAGAAAUAUUCUUUGAAGUAGAAUUUACGAUGAAAAAUAGAUUAGAUUCAUACAAGGGAUAUACUUUUGAAAAUAUUGUCGGAUUGGAUUUGUCAAACAAUGAAUUAGCUGGUGAAAUUCCAUCAACAAUUGGAGAGCUACAAGGAAUCAUAGCAUUGAAUUUGUCUUACAAUUUCUUAUCGGGACCUAUACCUAAGAGCUUUGCCCAUAUGAGAGAGAUAGAGAGUCUAGACCUUUCCCACAAUAAAUUAAGGGGUCAAAUUCCUCCGCAAUUAACCCAACUAUAUAAUUUGGAGGUCUUCCAUGUGGCACACAAUAAUUUAUCGGGGCCAAUUCCUAAUCAAUUUCAAUUUGAAACUUUUAAUGAAGACGAUUUUGAAGGUAAUCCUUAUCUCUGUGGUCGGUUAAUUAAGAAAAAUUGCACUAAUGUGGCAUUACCACCAUCUUCAACAAUAGUGCAAGACGAAGAUAAUGAUGAUGAAUCUAUUAUCGACAUGAUAGCAUUCGACUGGAGUUUCACUGGAUCAUAUAGCACAACUAUAACGGUGUUGAUAAUGAUCAUUUGGAUCAACCCGUAUUGGCGUAGAGUUUGGUUUGAUUUUAUUGAUGCAUGUAUUUAUUUAUGUUUUUACUGGUUUGUCAAGUAUGUUUGGCAUUGAUUUUGAUCAAUAUAUAUGUCAUAAUAAGUUGAUCUCAUUUUAAUUUUCAUGUAUAAGAAGCUACCAGUGGC
Mangifera indica (mango) is the source of this 3225-nucleotide messenger RNA. RefSeq names its product receptor like protein 21-like. The coding region runs from base 26 to 3154 and encodes 1042 amino acids. Gene Ontology annotation, molecular function: protein binding. The record is from RefSeq and is a predicted model, not a curated record. NCBI's taxonomy places the organism in Eukaryota, Viridiplantae, Streptophyta, Magnoliopsida, Sapindales, Anacardiaceae. The transcript has 9 exons.